Messenger RNA from Sapajus apella (tufted capuchin), 1762 nucleotides. It is a transcript of the gene CITED1, whose product is annotated as Cbp/p300 interacting transactivator with Glu/Asp rich carboxy-terminal domain 1. The record is from RefSeq and is a predicted model, not a curated record. The transcript is spliced from 3 exons. Lineage: Eukaryota; Metazoa; Chordata; Mammalia; Primates; Cebidae. Gene Ontology annotation, biological process: regulation of DNA-templated transcription; melanocyte differentiation. Gene Ontology annotation, cellular component: nucleus. The coding region runs from base 1093 to 1677 and encodes 194 amino acids.
CCAUUUUAACUUUUGGUCCCCCAACAGGUUAAAGAUGAGGCCCCCACCUGCCUCUCCCUUCUGGUUUUCCUCUCCCCUUCCCACCCCUGUCUAGGCGGGAGGGGGGCUGCCUGCCCAAGGGAACGCCUGAAGCGAAGAGCGGGCGGCGGGACUGGGAACCGGUGGCUGGGGGGCCGCGAGGCACCAGCCGGCGGGGAGGCACUUGUUGCUCUAGGUUUCCCAGCCGCCUCUCGCAGCCCGUUUCGCAGUGGUCAGCUCCCGGCUUGGAGAGCGGGCUGGGACAUUUCCACGUUGCCAAGUUUUGCCCUCGAACGGACUAGAGGUUGGUGAAGGAGGACAGAAAACCGGGGAAGCAGAGCCAGGGAUGCCGAUCGAAAUGCGAUUGCCUCUUCAGACGCAUUCAACAACUUACUGAGCGCCUAUGAAGCACAGACUCAGGCUGGGGGUCAGGAUGGGUGGUGGGUCAGUAAUGGAAGGCUAAAGAUCUGAAUGGACGCAGGGUCUCUUCUGGGGGAGCUCCCAGCCUCAAGGGGGAGAUGCGGUAAAAUGGUCUUCCCGCACGAACUGAUAGCAGAAUAGAGAUAGUUUUUCCUCGUUCUUUUUCUUUUCCUAAUGUUUCUCUUUUGGUUUUGCUGUUGUUGCUGCUACUCCUGUUGUUUUUUAUUCCUUUUGUACAUUCGGGUACCAGGCGGCAUAAAGGAGAGGAAAGGCUGGAUAGGAUCGGGAAAAGAUGGACAGGGCCCCCAGACAUUUUUUUUAGUACAGGAAAAUUGCCUGAUACUGAUGGUACUAGGGCUCUUGAAGACGACAUAUGUUAGACUUCUUGUCUGGUGAUCACUUGCUUUUGAAAUAUUUUUCUAAGGUUGCCUCAGAGAAGGAGCAGGGCUUCAAUCAAGCAAUGACGCGGGACCCAGCAGCUGAUAUAUUUUCCUCAUGUUUUAAAAAAAUGUUUACCCGUUUCUCUAUUUUUUCUCCCUCCGGCCCCCAUCCACCCAAGUAAGCAAUGCAAAGACGAUACGGAGAGAUACACAAGAGCUCCAGCUGGCAGCAUCAUCUUCUGACAAUUUAUCCAACUUCUGCCAAGACUCUGAAAUGCCAACAACUUCGAGGCCUGCACUUGAUGUCAAGGGUGGCACCUCACCUGUGAAGGAGGAUGCCAACCAAGAGAUGAGCGCCAUGGCCUACUCUAACCUUGCAGUGAAAGAUCGCAAAGCAGUGGCCAUUCUGCACUACCCUGGGGUAGCCUCAAAUGGAAACAAGGCCAGUGAGGCUCCCACUAGUCCCUCGGGAUCGCCAGUAGGCUCUCCUCCUGCCACCCCUCCCGCUAAAUCCCCAUCCUUCAACCUGAACCCUGCCCCUCACUUGCUGGCCAGUAUGCAGCUGCAGAAACUUAAUAGCCAGUAUCAUGGGAUGGCCGCCGCCACUCCGGGCCAACCCGGGGAGGCAGGGCCCCUGCAAAACUGGGACUUGGGGGCUCAGGCGGCGGGAGGGGCGGGAUCACUCUCUCCUUCUGCUGGUGCCCAGAGCCCUGCUAUCAUCGAUUCAGACCCAGUGGAUGAGGAGGUGCUGAUGUCGCUGGUGGUGGAACUGGGGUUGGACCGAGCCAAUGAGCUUCCGGAGCUGUGGCUGGGGCAGAAUGAGUUUGACUUCACUUCAGACUUUCCAUCUAGCUGCUGAUCCCAAAUGUCCCUAAAGAUGGAGGAAUAAAGCCACCAAUUCUGUUGUAAAUAAAAAUAAAGUUACUUGCAAAGAGACAGGCCAA